Molecule: messenger RNA, 930 nt
Organism: Phyllostomus hastatus (greater spear-nosed bat)
Lineage: Eukaryota; Metazoa; Chordata; Mammalia; Chiroptera; Phyllostomidae
Product: olfactory receptor 5AC2
Exons: 1
Coding region: 7-930 (307 amino acids)
Biological process (GO): G protein-coupled receptor signaling pathway; sensory perception of smell
Cellular component (GO): membrane
Molecular function (GO): odorant binding; G protein-coupled receptor activity; olfactory receptor activity
Source: RefSeq, a predicted model, not a curated record
GUGGAUAUGUCAAAAGGAAACAAGACUCUGGUGACGGAGUUUGUCCUCACAGGACUUACAGAGAGACCAUGGCUGGAGGUCCUCCUCUUCCUCAUGUUCUUAGUUAUCUACCUCACCACCAUGGUGGGCAACCUUGGACUGACAGCUCUUAUUUGGAAGGAUGCCCAUCUUCACACACCCAUGUACUUGUUCCUCGGUGGUUUAGCUUUUGCAGAUGCUUGCACUUCAACUUCUGUAACUCCCAGGAUGCUGGUCAAUUUCUUAGACAAGACUGCAAUGAUAUCCCUAGCUGAGUGCAUCACCCAAUUUUAUUUUUUUGCUUCCAGCGCCACUACGGAAUGUUUCCUACUGGUAGUUAUGGCUUAUGAUCGCUAUGUAGCCAUAUGUAAUCCCUUGCUGUAUCCAGUGGUGAUGUCCAACAGACUCUGCACUAGGUUGAUAAGCAUGGCAUAUGCUAUUGGUUUUAUGCAUCCUCUAGUUCACGUGAGCUUGUUAUUAAGAUUAACUUUCUGCAGGUCUAACAUAAUACAUUAUUUCUACUGUGAAAUUUUACAACUGUUCAAAAUUUCAUGCAAUGACCCAUCCAUUAAUGCACUAAUGAUAUUUAUUUUUGCAGCUUUUAUACAAAUAUCCACUUUAAUGACCAUUGUAAUUUCUUAUACUCGUGUGCUCUUUGACAUUCUGAAAAAAAAGUCAGAAAAGGGCAGAAGCAAAGCCUUCUCCACGUGUAGUGCCCACCUGCUGUCUGUCUCACUGUACUAUGGCACUCUCAUCUUCAUGUAUGUGCGUCCUGCAUCUGGCCUAGCUGAAGAUCAGGACAAAAUAUAUUCCCUGUUUUACACGAUUAUAAUUCCCCUUCUAAACCCAUUUAUUUACAGCUUGAGAAAUAAAGAAGUUAUCAGUGCUUUGAGAAGAGUUGCAAAGAAGUAG